AUGGCAUCUCUAAACCGUCUAGCGUUCAUGCCUGCAGUGUUCGUUUCGUCAUCCUGUGUCUGACCCAUCAACCUGUGAGCCCCUGAAGCACAGACCAAAGCAGUUCUUUACAACCUGUGGCACCACUGCAUCUUGGAUGUGUGACAAUGGAAGAAUUGGAUGCUUUAUUGGAGGAACUGGAACGCUCCACCCUCCAGGACAAUGGUGACUACUCCGACCCCACCCCUCCUCUCGAGCAUCAGCAUUCCACAAAGGAGAGUGACCGUGCUGAGACUUCAGACAUCCCUCCUGUUCUGGACGACACAAGCCCCUUGCCGGCGCAGCUCGUGUAUACUACUGAUGUCAAGAAGCCCCAUGUCUACAGUGACAUCGAAGAACCAAAGGAAUCACCACCACCUUCUAAAACGUCAGCAGCCGCUCAGUUGGAUGAGCUCAUGGCCCACCUGUGUGCAAUGCAGGCCAAGGUUGCAGUGAAAGCAGAUGCCAGCAAGAAGCACUUACCAGAUAAGCAAGAUCACAAGGCCUCCCUGGACUCAAUGCUGGGGGGGUUGGAGCAGGAGUUGCAGGACCUUGGGAUUGCCACCGUGCCCAAGGGCCACUGUGCUUCCUGCCAGAAACCAAUUGCUGGAAAGGUGGUCCAUGCUCUAGGGCAAGCGUGGCAUCCAGAGCACUUCAUCUGCAGUCACUGCAAAGAGGAGAUUGGCUCCAGUCCCUUCUUCGAGCGCAGUGGCUUGGCCUACUGCCCCAAGGACUACCACCAUCUGUUUUCUCCACGCUGCGCUUACUGCGCGGCUCCCAUCCUGGACAGAGUGCUGACAGCAAUGGACCAAACCUGGCACCCAGAGCACUUCUUCUGCUCCCACUGUGGAGAGGUGUUUGGCACGGAAGGCUUCCACGAGAAAGACAAGAAGCCAUACUGCCGAAAGGAUUUCUUAGCCAUGUUCUCACCCAAGUGUGGUGGCUGCAACCGCCCAGUAUUGGAAAACUACCUGUCAGCCAUGGACACUGUCUGGCAUCCAGAGUGCUUUGUGUGUGGGGACUGCUUCACCGGCUUCUCUACCGGCUCCUUCUUUGAACUGGAUGGACGUCCAUUCUGUGAGAUCCAUUACCAUCUCCGCCGAGGGACGCUCUGCCACGGGUGCGGGCAGCCUGUCACCGGCCGCUGCAUCAGUGCCAUGGGCCACAAGUUCCACCCCGAGCACUUCGUGUGUGCUUUCUGCCUGACACAGUUGUCGAAGGGAAUCUUCAGGGAACAGAAUGACAACAUCUAUUGUAAACCCUGCUUUGAGAAGCUCUUCUCACUAUAAUUUCAGCCAAACCCACAACCCCCUUCAGAUCUCCUGUGAAAUGUAAACCAAGAGAGGAAACAGUGCAUUUGGCUCUUAUUGACCUUCUGCUCAAUAAGCAUAUAGAGACAGUAAUGGUGAUGAACAGAGAAGGGAAUGACCAGGCUUGUGGCCUAAAGUUUCAGAUUUCUAGUUUUUGGGGGUUUUUUUUUGUUUUUUUUUUUAAAUUGGGUCCUUGGAUUUAGCUCUGGGUCCUGCUAUCUAGCACCUCUGCAGAUGUCUUUUCUACAUGCACAUGUUCAUUUCACAAUUGGUUCUGUCACAUAUUUCCCUUUUCACCCCUCUGACAUCCCAGCCCACAUCUUCUCUCCUUUGGCCUUUGCAAGCUUCCCACAUUUCCCCGUGACUCAGUUUUCCGCAGUCAUGGCUGUGGACUUUAUUCUUGCUCUGAGAAAUUGUGGUGCCAUUCUUGAGCUCCUUGCAUCUCCCUUGGGUGUAUUUCUCUUUUCCAAGAGGAAGUAGAUUUAUACUGAACAACUUUGAGUGCUGACAUAAUUGGAAAAUAAAGUGGCUUCAGUUUUAAUGGCUUAGUGUCAUAUAGUUUGGUAGAUAAACCUUAUGCUUUUCAUAUUAAUAUACUAGGCAGUUUGUGCAGUUAAAUUUGUACCAUACAAUUUUGUACAUACAAGCACUUUUUCAAUCAAAAGAAGUUCAAAGGAGGGACUCCUAUUCGCUAACUUUUUAAAAUUAAUUUGGGCCUGCCCAUAACAUUUAUUUUACUUUUUUUUUUGCACUUAAGUAAGUGAAUCAUCUUAAAAGAUGGCAAAGCUUCUUAAAAUAGUUUUCAUCACUUUGUUACUGAAAGAGAAAAACUGUAUCUCCACUAGAACUUGCAAAUCCAUAUUUGCAUAUGUAUGCAUGUCUCCAAACUCAUAGCAUUGCAUAUAUUAACUAUGUCAAGGUUUCUGUGUAUCAAUUAUAUACCAAUAAAACUGUUGUUUAAAAAUGAAAAAA
Pteronotus mesoamericanus is the source of this 2300-nucleotide messenger RNA. RefSeq names its product leupaxin (gene LPXN). The coding region runs from base 147 to 1307 and encodes 386 amino acids. Gene Ontology annotation, biological process: muscle structure development; actin cytoskeleton organization. The transcript is spliced from 10 exons. Gene Ontology annotation, cellular component: adherens junction; stress fiber; filamentous actin. NCBI's taxonomy places the organism in Eukaryota, Metazoa, Chordata, Mammalia, Chiroptera, Mormoopidae. Gene Ontology annotation, molecular function: actin binding; muscle alpha-actinin binding. The record is from RefSeq and is a predicted model, not a curated record.